AUGGCGGAGAUGCAAGAGACGCCCGGUGGCGAGCCGUUUCCGCCUCUGGCCGACGUCGCCGCCGCCGCGCCCGAGGCACCCUCCCCCAAGAUCAAAGGCCGCCAGCGACUCCUGCGAGGACUCCAGCGCAUCUCCUCAUCGCCGUCCCUCACCAGCCUCCGACGCGGCCGCUCCGCCAGCAGCCCUUACCAUGGCGGGAGCCGUACUUCGCUGUCCUGUGUCAGCCUCGCCGGCGUGCCCCCUCAGUCGCCGCUUCGCUACGGGACGCCCCAGCCCUCGCCUCUCGUUCGAUCCGACACGCCAGACUCCGAGUUUCCCUUUCACGACUGCGUCGAGGAGCAGCCCGGCGUUAGGACCGUCCGAGUUAUCCCCCCGUCCGCACCCUCGACCGCCCACCUCCCCGCCGACCUACGCGCCCAAUCCAAAGUUGUCUCAAAGCCGCCAUUUCCAUUCUGGGACAAGAUGCCCCAGGAACUGCGGAUUGCUAUUUUCGCCCACCUCGAGCCCAAGGAGCUGGUCCGUGUCUCACGCGUUAGUAAGACCUUUUACAAGGUUUGCUUUGAUGGCCAGCUCUGGACCUCGUUCAAUGCUUCCGAGUUCUACCAGAAUAUCCCUGCCGAUUCGCUGGCCCGAAUUAUUGUUGCCGCCGGGCCAUUUAUCAAAGAUCUCAACCUUCGCGGCUGUGUUCAGGUAGAGCACUACCGUCGCACCGAAGCCAUCGUCAAGGCCUGCAGGAAUCUCAUCAACGCUACACUCGAAGGCUGCCGCAACUUUCAAAAGACGACAUUGCACAGCCUACUCCGAUCCAAUGACAAGCUGGUCCAUCUCAACCUGACUGGCCUCUAUGCCGUGUCCAAUUCUGCCUGUCGAAUCGUGGCGGAAUCUUGUCCCCAGCUCGAGAGCCUCAAUGUCUCUUGGUGCCAAAAGGUUGAUGCUAGGGGCAUUAAACUAGUGGUAGACUCAUGCAAGCAUCUAAGAGACCUACGUGCCGGUGAGGUCAAGGGAUUUGACAGCUUGGAGACGGCGGAAUCCAUAUUCACGACCAAUACCCUCGAGCGACUGGUCUUGAGUGGCUGCGUGGACCUCACCGAUGAAGCACUGAAAAUCAUGAUGCACGGUGCGGACCCCGAAAUCGAUAUACUCACCGAUCGUCCCAUUGUCCCGCCACGAAAGCUGCGCCAUUUAGAUCUCAGUCGAUGCACGCAGAUCACCCCCGCUGGCGUCAAAGCCAUUGGCUAUGCCACUCCUGAGCUAGAAGGCCUGCAACUGUCGGGCUGCAAGACCCUAACAGACGCUGCCCUGGAACCGAUCCUCGCCUCUACGCCUCGUCUCACACACCUCGAACUCGAAGAUCUCGGUGAGCUCACCAACUCUCUCCUCUCCGAGCACCUCGUCAAGGCGCCCUGCGCAGGCUCUCUCCAGCACCUCUCCCUCAGCUACUGCGCAAAUAUUGGUGACACGGGCGUCCUGCCCGUCAUGCAGACGUGCGCCCAGCUCCGCAGCUGCGACCUCGACAACACCCGCAUUAGCGACCUCGUCCUCGCCGAGGCGGCGGCCGCGGUCGCCAAACGCGCGAAGCGCUCCACGCAGGCCGUGGCACCGGCUGUCACGCUGUCCCUCGUCGUCUACGACUGCCACCACGUGACGUGGGCCGGCGUGCGCGAGGUGCUCUUCCGCAACGCCCAGGUCAAGGCCAAGUCGGUCGGCGUCACCUACCCGGGCGAGAUGAUAUCCCUCAAGUGCUUCUACGGCUUCCAGAUGACCGUCGACGAGCACCAAAAACGCGUCUUGAGCGGCGACUUUGCCGCCGCCGCCCGUCUGGAGCGCAAGUGGGCAGACUACAUGCAGGCUACCGAGGAGGCCGGCGCUGCUGGUGCUGGACACCGGCGGCGCAGACGGCGGGCGCGCGAAACGCAGGCGCUGCAUCUCGAUGAAGAGGAUGGCGUCAUCGGGAGACGACGAGCCCGCACUAUGGGAUCCUGCAGCGUCAUGUAA
Molecule: messenger RNA, 1995 nt
Organism: Cordyceps militaris CM01
Lineage: Eukaryota; Fungi; Ascomycota; Sordariomycetes; Hypocreales; Cordycipitaceae
Product: F-box domain protein
Exons: 1
Coding region: 1-1995 (664 amino acids)
Biological process (GO): SCF-dependent proteasomal ubiquitin-dependent protein catabolic process
Cellular component (GO): SCF ubiquitin ligase complex
Molecular function (GO): protein binding
Source: RefSeq, a predicted model, not a curated record